AUGUAUCAAGCUAGUCGCCAGUAUACACACUUCCAUGACGUCACCAUCCUCGUUCCAAGCACCUGGAGCGACAACUCGGCCUACUUGACAGCAACGUGGGAAACGUACGACCUUGGCAACAUACUGGUGGACGAGAUGAAUCCUGAAUGGUGGCACAAUCCCUACACUAAACAAACUCUUCCCUGUGGAAAACCUGGAGAGUAUACUCAUCUCACUCCAAAGUGGAUUACUGAUGUCGAUUUCAGUACUUACUUUUGGGGUGAAUCGGCUAAAGUUAUUGUUCACGAGUGGGGUCAUCUCAGAUGGGGUGUAUUCGACGAAUAUCCCACCUCCACAGAUGAAACAUUUUACUUUGACGAGAAUGGCCGAACAGAACCGACUCGGUGUUCGGAAUCUGUUACCGGCGUGUCACUUGAUAGCAGCAAAGGAUGGACAAAAUGUAACACAGAUCCCGAUUCCGGUGUGCUGCCUGAACCAACAUGCCUGUUUUAUCCAUCUGAAGAGAAUAACCCAGCGAAGGCGUCUUAUUUAUAUGCGCAGUACUUGGAAGGGGUGGUUGAUUUCUGUCACGACGACCCCGAUAAAGACCCGAAUGCCAGACACAACCAAAUUGCAAACAACCAACAAAACAAACAAUGCGGUCACCGAAGCAGCUGGGAGGUCAUGCGAGAACAUGCAGAUUUUGCCGAGAAUACGCCACUAGAUGACGUAGACACGUUGCCAUUGUUUAAAGUGGUAAUAGCACGUGACAUACGAUCAGUGCUAGUGAUGGAUAUAUCAGGCAGUAUGUUUGUAGUUCUCGAUGACAGUAGUGAGGGUACUGAAGGAGGGAGACUCUUCUUAAUAUCAGACGGGAUGGAAAACUAUGCACCUCUUAUAAAAGAUGUAAUUGGUAAUAUAUCCGAUAGUGGAAUUAUCAUAGACACACUGGCACUGGGCGAUGAAGCAGAUCCACAAUUAGCGACGCUCUCAGCAAAGACAGGUGGUAGAUCGUACUACUACUCGGAAUCAUCGAAGACGACAGCGCUUCAUGAUUCCUUUACUUCUAGUUUCACUCACAGAGAAGCAACCAAUACCGCUACAUUGGUACAAGUAUCGAGUGAAGUUCUGUCCGUACCCGCUUCAGGGACUAUAGAGGGCAGUGUUCACAUUGACUCCACUGUUGGUUUAGAAACCAAGUUCCACUUCUUCAUGCGGGAGUUCAGCACGCCCAACGAUGCCGUGACAGUGGAGCUGACGUCACCGUCAGGGGAUGUGGUGAUUAACAAAGAUUCGAUAGAGUAUAAUUAUGAGAGAAGGACAAAAACAAUCACGAUACGCUUGAAAGGGAUUGCCAAGGUUGGUGCUUGGGUGUAUGCAAUCCGAAAUGCCGACAAACAGGACAGGCCCGUAGAGAUCUCCGUGGAAUCGAAAGCAAUCGAUAUGACGAAAGGACCAAUACAAUUGACAUCGAUCAUUGAUUUCCCGAUUAUUGUGGAAACACCAGCCAAAACUGCGGUAUAUGCUGAGUUAAGUCAGGGUCACCUGCCUGUCCUAUACGCGAACGUUGUGGCCACUAUCGAAAGACCAGGAAGUAAGGAGCGGUGUAACUUUACCACUACUAGACAGCGGUGGAGAUAUUCUGUCAAGAUACAAGCCAACAAUAGUAAUGCACAUACUGCAAUCCAGACAUUCUCUCAACAGAGUGGCGCCAUGGCAACUAAUAAUACAAUGUUAUUCACAAGAUCAGCAUCAUACACGCCUGUCGGCAAUUUCGACCGCACCGACUCAGCCGGAGUUAUACAGCUUGGCGACCACGUGGUGAUUGGUAAGCGUUAUCUCAAGACAGACCACUUCCCGCCAUCUAGAAUUGCGAAUCUCAGAAUAAGCAGUUAUGCUGUGGUAAACGAAGUUCAAUUGAGCUGGACGUCACCUGGCGAUGAUCUGGACCAGGGAACAGCGGCUUAUUAUGAUCUGCGCAUGAGCACAUCGUUUUCGGAAUUAUUAACUGACUUCUACAGUGCCAUAAAGGUGACAGACGUGAACUUAACUGAUGGAACGCUGUUGUCGCCACUUCUAUCUGGCAAUUUGCAGACAGUAACUUUAUAUAUACACCAAGCUUCACAGGACUAUAACUUGUCAUAUUACCUGGCCAUUAUAGCUGUCGAUAACAAUGGGCAGCACGCCGAGCUUUCCAAUAUCGUGUCUGUUUCCGCCACAAUGGUUGCACUUGGUCAAACGACGACGGCGACGACGAUGAUGGUAUCGUACAAUGAUAUCGAACUUUAUUUUGUCGCUGCAUUUUUCAUUUUCACUAUAAUGGCUGUUGUCAUUCGUGUCGCCGUUAAGCAACGUUCGAAGAAACAAACAAAGAAAUAUGUAUAG
Messenger RNA from Saccoglossus kowalevskii, 2364 nucleotides. RefSeq names its product calcium-activated chloride channel regulator 1-like. The record is from RefSeq and is a predicted model, not a curated record. NCBI's taxonomy places the organism in Eukaryota, Metazoa, Hemichordata, Enteropneusta, Harrimaniidae.